Messenger RNA from Neurospora hispaniola, 1788 nucleotides. RefSeq lists its product as uncharacterized. Lineage: Eukaryota; Fungi; Ascomycota; Sordariomycetes; Sordariales; Sordariaceae. The transcript has 2 exons. Bases 1 to 1788 code for a protein of 595 amino acids. The record is from RefSeq and is a predicted model, not a curated record.
AUGUCAUACAGCGGCAUCACCCCAUACGGCUCUGCUUAUCGGCAGCAGUCUCAACCACAAGAACAACAACCGGAGCAACAACGUCGACUGUCAGAGCCGAAAGCCUACCGUCCAUAUCAACCGUACCGGCCACCUACACAGCAGCUAGGGCCAAGUGGUAGUCAUGAGACUAAUAGCCGACGUUCGUCUAUUGCAAGCCAGUCAUCUCUGGCUUCCUCGCUCGCAAAGUUUGACCUUGGCGAUAGCUCCCUGGUUCCGGCACCCUUGAGAGUUCAACAUAGGCCCGUCUCGAGCCAAAUACCGACCCAGUGCCAGACACCGCAGUCACCACAGGCAGAACAAAACUACAAACCUUAUUCUCCACCUUCUUCGCAACAUCGUAACUCGGUUACAUCCACGGCCGGACGACGGACCUCCAAUAGCUUUGUUGCUGAGCUUGAAGGGUCAUUACCUCCUCCUGUGCGGGAGAGUAAUGCUGUGGAGCCCUCUUCAGAUGUCCCUCCCCCGAAACCGGCCAAGAAAUUGGAAACUCCUGACAGUGAAGGACUGAUCGUCGUAGAAGCCGAAGCCUUACCUUCUGUCCCCGGCUCUUGGCCUGCCUCGCUUGAAGAACAGUCAGACAGUGGAUAUCAACCUCCUUAUGCCCAGCCUCAAUAUCAGAAACCGAUUUCACCACCCUCGCUUCAUGACGAGGCAACACAGAGCACGCCGAGUCCGCCGCCUGUGCAAUAUCCAUCAGCUUCCCAGCAACAAGCGCCUAUCCCUCCACCAGUGCCACAGCCGACCUACACGUCUGCUCCGGCUCAGCCAGGGUACCAGAGCUUUUCACCUCCACAGUCACCACCGCUGCUGCCGUCAGGGGAAAUUUCGACUCCGUUCACUCCCCCAUACCGCCAAUCUGGCAGUCACAGUUCUGCGCCUUCGCCUGGAUUCAGCCAAGCCCCAACAUCUCCGGUUGGGCAAGCACCUCCGCCGCCUCCAUAUCAGCAGCAAACCUACGGCAGCCCUCCCCAUUCACCACCACGUCCCCCUCCCCAGUCAACACGGCCAACAUCUCUGUAUUUCUCCGGCUACCACUGUCCACCGACACCAACCCUCAACACCAGCAACUUACCACUCACUCCUCCAACCCAACAAGGACCCUUCUCACCCGCCUCUCCGCAAUCAUCUACAGCCGGGAACCACAGACACUCAUUCUCGUACUUUCCAGCCGCCUACCCACCCCGGCCUUCACCACCAACCCAACAUCAACCGGCCACGACCCUGCCCUCACCAACAAUUACUUCCCCUUCAUCACCGUUCCCUUCGUCGCCUCCAGCUGUAAACCUCCCAGCCCAACCAACCUAUCCCUCCACCCCAGCGCAUCAACAACAACAACAACCUCAACCAACAAUAACCUACACCACCGCCCCCUCACAACCCACUUACUCCUCCCAACAUUCCUCCCCCACUUCCACCCCAUCUUUCUCUUCGUCUUCAUCCACUUCAGGAGCCACAAAACUAGGCGGAGCCCUGUACCAUUUCCCCUCUCCUCCCCAACCCUCGCUAAACUCCAAGUUAUCUAUCAACGGACUGAAAAGGACGGCGGCGGGACUGGGCGGGGCGAUCAAGAAUGUGGCAAACGUGGUGGAAGUUGCGGGCAGAGAGGCAGUUAAGGCGGGGAGGGCGGCGGCUGCUGCUGCUGGGGAGAGGGAGUCGGGAAAGACGUACACGGGGAGUUUUGGGAGGAGGGUAAGUGGGAUGGGAUGCGUAGGUGGGUUGAGGCAAGGCUCUCGGGGACGGAACUGA